GGGGAAAAGGCCUCUUAAACAUGGCGAAAGGUACUCUAUCGUAAUAUUUGCGAAUGUUGUAAAUUAUGUGGCAUUUUUUGUUAAAUCGGCUCAAUACGUUAUUUUUUUUGUACUUUUUUGUUACUUUAAAUUAUUUUAUUUUUUUUGUCUGUCCUGGCACGUGCUGUACAGCAUUCUCCAAGAUAUAUUCCCCCUAGUUGUUAUCCCCUUCGGGUGAACACCACGCUGUGAGGAAGUAGCGAAAGGUGUAUCCCAGCGAGUUGCGCACAAUUUGAGUUUGUUUCACCUCGUGCAGUUGCAUCGUUUGUAUGCUGCGCAGAGGUUGCCAGAAGAGAUUCGAUCUCGCGACAGGAAAAGCAGCGACGUACACGUAGGUAUAAACGUGCGUACGCGUGGGUACAAGCACAACUGCAGGAGGGGCACCAUCCAGUAGGCGUACCGCGCACCACGCCAAAUGGACGGGAAGAAGUACGACAUCCUGCUGCUUGGCAGCACGGGCUACACCGGGCAAAUGGUAUUGGAAUAUUUUUUGAAAAACUACCAAAGGGGGAUCUCCAGUGGGGAGGUAAAACUUCUCUGCGCAGUGAGAAGCACAAAAAAGUUGAGCGACAUUUUGUUAAGGAUAAAAGAAAAGGAGGCUAUCACAUGUAGUGAAAAGAUUGAAGCAAAACAAUGUGAUGUGGGGGACUACGAUUCGAUUUUAAGUUGUUGCAGGAUGUGCAGAGUGGUCAUCAGUACCGUGGGUCCCUAUGCAACGUACGGGUAUAACACUGUUAAGGCGUGUGUGGAAGGGAACUGCCACUACGUAGACGUGUGUGGUGAGCAUACGUUCAUGUUGAGCAUACACAAAGAGUUCAACGAAAUUGCCAAGGAGAAAAAGCUAAAAAUUAUUCACAGCGCAUCGUUCAUUUCGGCCAUUAGCGAUUUGGGGACAUUUAUAAUUCAAGAGGAGUUUUUAAAAAGGUACAAAGAGCCAUGUCCUUAUAUUCGAAUAAGACUCUCCGCGGAAGGUAGUGAGUUAAGAACGGUGGGGAAAACCACCAUAAGAAGUUUUUUGCAAUUUAGGAAGGACGUUCAAAAUGGCUACCAUGAACAUUACCUGUGUGAUGGUAAAUAUGACAAAGUGGUGAAUGAUAAGGUGAGUUCCUAUUUACAAGAAAAGGAAAAAAAAAAAAAAUCAUUUUUCGAUUAUGAGGAAGAAUUUGGAUACUGCUUUGGGACAGUUUAUUCCCGAGCGGAAGAAGCCUACGUUUUGUGGUCAAAUUAUUUGCUUAAUUAUAGGUAUGGGAAAAGCUUGACUGUGAGUUAUCAGCAGUAUGAUGCGCACUUGACGACUCCCAUGUACGUUUUGAGGAAAAUGCUAUCAUCUGUGAAGAAGGUGUUUAGUAGCGUGGUGGCGUUUGCGCUGAGUCCGUUUGGCUUGGGAGACUAUUUGGUGGGUAAGUACGUAGACUGGUUGCACACGCCGAAGACGGCGACCGAGUUGAGGAGGGCCUUUUGGGCGUGCACGGUGGUUGGGCAAUCCUGCGUGGGGGUGAGCAGUUCUUCGGAGGACGCGAAAGGGGGAAAGGGCCCUGUGGAGGGUACCCACCCGAAGAGCGGUAACCAGGAGAGCGGUAACCAGGAGUGCGGCAACCAGAAGAGCGGUAACCAGGAGAGCGUUAACCAGAACAGUGGCAGCCGGGAACGGAAGAUCUUCCUCCACUUGAGCGGAAAGAAUGAAGACCCGGGAUACCUCCUAAGCGCGAAAAUAAUAUCUGAGUCAGGGCUCUCGCUAUUAGAGUCGAACUUACCCGACACCUUUGGAGUCCUUUCCGUGUCCGUUGGCCUCGGCCAAGUCGUGGUGGAGCGGCUUCGACGGGCUUCGCUCGGCAUGCGCAUUGAGGUGUGAGCAGAGGUCAGCUGACAACACCAUCUGCACACAUUGAGCGUAGCAGUAAAGCCAGGGCGUGGCAACCAUCCUAGCCAUGAGUAAUUAUUGGGUCUCACAAUUUGUACGUCCCCCAUCGUUUGCUUAACCUGCGUUUUGCUUCCCCGUUUUUUAAAAAAAUGGAAUGUUUUUUUUUUUUUUUUUGUAAAAAUGUGGCAAAAUGUGAGUUGUUCGCUGGGCGCAAAAUGAAGUGCCUUUUUUUUUUUUUUCCCCACCCCAAAAUGGUACAUAAAUAGUGUCGUUGUGGCUGAGAACUUCGCCAUUACAUUCGUAUUUGUUCGUUUUUAUGGCGAGCCAUUUUGCCGCAUUCGGGAAUGGCCAACCGAAUAGUCAUUGCAAAAUGGCAAUCGAUAAAACAUCCUCCCCC
Molecule: messenger RNA, 2297 nt
Organism: Plasmodium vivax (malaria parasite P. vivax)
Lineage: Eukaryota; Apicomplexa; Aconoidasida; Haemosporida; Plasmodiidae
Exons: 1
Coding region: 455-1891 (478 amino acids)
Biological process (GO): glycolipid biosynthetic process
Cellular component (GO): lipid droplet; mitochondrion; plasma membrane
Source: RefSeq, a predicted model, not a curated record